UUGGGCCUCGGCCUCCGGUGAGGCUUCACCUCCAUGGAAGAUGCUGCUCCUGGCUCUUGUCCUCUACGUGGGGUGCGAGGCCUCACUCCCAGAACAUUCAGAAUGCUUUACAGUGAACGGGAAGGACUAUCGGGGAUCUGUGAACCACGCCGGAGCAGAAGAAGUCCCGUGUCUCUACUGGAACCAGACCGUCCAGCACCGCUUCAACACGCAUGCCGACCCAUCCGGAGAACUGGGACUCGGGAGCCACAACCACUGCAGGAAUCCGGAUUCCGAUGUCCAGCCGUGGUGCUACGUAUCCGAGACGGAAGACGGACAAUACUGGAAGUUCUGUGAUAUCCCGACGUGCCACAUGCCCGGCUACAUCGGAUGCUUUGUGGACUACGGCUCUCCUCCGGCUCUCUCGGGGACCAGCGGCACCUCAGGAAAGCUGACCGUCCAAACCUGCAUCCAGUUCUGCCGCAUCAGAGAGUAUCAGUACGCAGGUCUGGAGGCGGGAUACGCCUGUUUCUGCGGCGGUCCUUCCGAUGUCGCCGCGUUGCAGCGGGUCAGCGGCUCCCGGUGUGAUCACACCUGCUUCGGGAAGGCCAGCGAGGUCUGCGGCUUCAAUAGAAUGGGCAGUGUUUUCCUGCACUGUGCUUUCUCUGCAGCAUGGAUCGGGGCCUGCAGCGGGAACUUCUCUUCUAUGUCCGGGGUCCUGUACUCUCCGGACUAUCCCGAUGAAUACAGUCCAGACAGAACUUGUCGGUGGGAUAUUCGCAUCCCGGGGGCGGCCGCCAUUGAGAUGGAGUUUCAUAUCUUUCAUGUUGAAGAUCCGAAUGAUAUUCUAGAGGUGAGAGAUAAACAAGAUGGAAGUCUUCUCAUUCAAAUAAAUGGAGGCCAAGAUCCCCCCAACGCGAUCACCUUCCCGACCGGAGGUCUUCAGAUCACCUUCACGUCUGACCGCACACACAAUGGUCAAGGAUUCGUAAUGACCUACAAAGGUCUGAUGCCCGAAUCUGAGAAGUCUGCCGCUCCAGUUCAUGUGAAGACCAAGAACAGUGAGUUCCACAUUCCUCGUUGCCUGGUACGCUCCCUGUGGACGGCGGGCCCCGGUCCUGGACGGUGA
Molecule: messenger RNA, 1108 nt
Organism: Nanorana parkeri
Lineage: Eukaryota; Metazoa; Chordata; Amphibia; Anura; Dicroglossidae
Product: kremen protein 2-like
Exons: 8
Coding region: 41-1108 (355 amino acids)
Biological process (GO): multicellular organism development
Cellular component (GO): plasma membrane
Source: RefSeq, a predicted model, not a curated record